UUCUACAUUCAUCAUACGUUUUCGAUUUCGUUACGACUUGCGUAAAUAAAACCCUAAUUUUGUUGACUAUACUUGUACAUCAUCAAUCCAACAGUGAAUUCCACAAAGAAUUAGCGACAAGAUUUUCAAUUUUUACAAUGCUUAACAAGAGAUUCAAGAUCGCUAAAUGCAAGACGUCGUUGAAACUAGCGACGUCUCGGAUUAAGUUAAUGAAGAAUAAGAAGGGAAUACAGAUUAAUCAAAUGAAGAAGGAGCUAGCUCAACUGUUGGAGUCAGGACAAGAUCGGACUGCCAGAAUUCGAGUUGAACAUGUAAUCAGGGAAGAGAAGAUGGUGGCGGCAUAUGAUUUGGUUGAGAUAUAUUGUGAACUUAUCGUGGCACGCCUGCCUAUUAUUGAAUCACAGAAGACAUGCCCCAUUGACCUGAAGGAAGCAAUCACAAGCGUAAUAUUUUCAGCUCCUAGAUGUUCAGACAUACCGGAGCUUCUAGAUGUACGAAAACAAUUUACAGCAAAAUAUGGAAAAGAGUUCGUUUCUGCAGCUAUUGAGUUGCGUCCUGAUUGUGGUGUAAGCCGCAUGUUGGUUGAGAAGUUAUCUGCAAUUGCACCUGACGUGCAGACGAAAAUGAAAGUGUUAACUGCUGUAGCAAAAGAACACAAUAUCAAUUGGGAUCCAACUUCAUUUGAAGAGAAAGAAUCGAAGCCUCCCGAUGACUUGUUGAAUGGACCCGCGAACUUUGAGAAGAUAAGCACGAUAAAUGUCGAUCCUCCUAAGAUCCAAACUCCAAAUGUCCAAAAUGUGCCCAUCCAUGAAGAAAACCCGAAUGCACCUUUUAACUUCUCUGAGCAGAAUAGAAGAUACACGCUAGAUACUCAGAAGUCAUCUGCUUCUACUACUCGUGAGGAUAUGAGAUCUUCAGGAAUGACAUCUGAGACGAUGAACAUGAGGCAAUCGUUCAAUAGGAAUCACUAUGAUUCUUCAUCCGGUAGGGAGAAUUGGAAUAUGGAAUUUAAAGAUGCUACUUCUGCAGCACAGGCAGCAGCCGAGUCUGCAGAACGUGCUAGUAUGGCUGCUAGAGCCGCUGCACACCUCUCAAGCCAGGGGAAGAUUACUCGACAGUAUUCAACUGAAUCAUACGACUCACAUAUUAGACACGAAAGGACUCAAGUUUCUUCUACUUCAGAAUUUCCCGAUCAACAUCACUUCAAAGACUCAUAUAAUCGCUCUUUCAACGAUAGAAACCCCAAGUUACAAACUCAAGAGAUGAGCCCAAAAGCUACCGAAAGAUUCAGCAGACCCACAUCAUUAAGAUCGAGAAAUGAUUCAGUUAAGGGUAGUUUGGUAAAUAACUUCCACCAGCCAGAUGGGUACUUUGAAAAUUCCUUAAAUGAAGACCAGGGUCCUUCCUCUCCCGAAAUGAGUAGAAAGAAAGAAUCUAAAGCUGGGUUUAUGAGUGGUGACAAUGGAGGUUUCAAAUCUGCAAAUGUUGAUCAUUUCACAGAAAAAGUUAUCAGAAAGCAACCGAGUAUUACUUCAUCUCGUUCUCAUUCUAGCGCCGUCAGUGACGAUCUUGACGUGUUGACUUCUGACCAGAAAAGAGUUGGCAAAAAAACCGUUGUUGACCAAGGAAACCUUUUUAGAGAAAGUAAAAAGACAAGCUCGUAUGGUGAUGGUCGUAAAGAUGAUGAAACCUACUCUGAUGAUGAUGAUGAUGAUGAUGAUGGUGGCCCUAGAUUCGAUACAGGAUUUGAGUACAACGUAGGGGAGGUGAAGUCAAAGUUCUCAUCAUCGGAAAAUACCCACUUUUGGAACCCGAGAAGGAACACAACCGACGUAAUGGAUUCAGCGAAAUCCGUGGAUCCUUCAGUGAAUUUUGAUCUUUCAGAUGGUCCAGAUUCUGAAAGUGAAAUGGCAAAGAAGUUCACUUCUCCUCCUAAACAAGGUCAUAAGAAACCUCCAAUUGAGCUGUAUGAUUUGAUCGAAAGUGGUUCAUCCGUUUCUAAAGCUGAGGAUGACGAUAAAAGCCUGCAGUCUCGACAUUCUUCAAGAAUUUCCCGCAGACAAGACUCGAAGAAGAAGAAUCAAGAAUCACAAUUGGUGGAAGAUAACAGCUUUCUAAACCAAUCUGAUGAUUUAGAUACCGGAAACGGGUUAAAGUUUGGAACUUUAACAGGUGGCCUUCGAAACAAAGGCGGUCUUAAGUUACCACCCUACACGAAAACCGCAACCACUCCAUCAUCACCUUCAUCCAACAAGUUGGUCAAAGAAAUCCCGAUGAAAACGGACCAGAAUUCUUUCAAUUCAAGAACAAGCAGAUCAGAAAACAAAAAACCGAAGGUUUACAUCUCAAGUUAUGAAUCGGAUUCAGAUGAUUACAGUGACAAAUUCCCAGUUCAAUCUUCUAAAACCCGAUCACAAUUCACACCCCCUGAUGCAUUCUUCAAUGAUGAUUCCGAAGAAGCUGCUCCACCAGUUCCAAAACUGACAUCCAGCAGUAAAAUUCAUUUGGGUUCGGCCCUAUCUCGGAGGACAAAGGGCUACGUUGAGCCUGUGGCCAGAACAGUAAUUUCCAGCUCCACUGAAUCUUACGCUGAGAACUCAAAGAAAGAUCCUGAUCGAACUCCAAAAUUAUCAGAAAAAAGUAGCAAUGAAUCAGAACGAAAAUCCAGCAGGCUUUCUUACAGAAACAAACAAGAAACUUUCAAAAAGAUUCCAGAGCCGAAGAUUUCUGAACCACCACCGAAUCCUCCCAGAAAGAUCGCGGAAUCGGGUAAAACCGAAGCGUCCAAAUCAUCGAAUCCAGGUUGUGAAACUUCAGUCGAGGCCACCAAUAAUGUUAAGAAACCAAGCCAUGUUCAUCCGAAGCUUCCUGAAUACGACUCUCUAGCGGCUCGUAUCCAGGCUCUGCGAAUGGAUCAUCAAUGAAUAAGUAAGUAUCUACAGUUUCAUUCAUAUAUGCACAUAAUUGGAUAAAUUUUAUUCACAUAUGAAUGAACCCCUUGUUGGUACAAGUAUUCUAUGAUAUAUAGAUACAGUCUCUCAUUACAUAUUUGAUUAGUUUGUUUAUUUUUGGAAUAGGAGAUGAGCAUUUUUGCAUAUACAACUUCAUUAAGAAAGAUUGUGGUAAACUUCAUUUGAUGUCCAUAGUUUGAUCAUGUGAACGGAAACAGUCUUUCUAUCCCUUGGAACAGAAGAAAAGUUUGUGUACAUCUUUUC
Cynara cardunculus var. scolymus (artichoke) is the source of this 3215-nucleotide messenger RNA. Its product is annotated as rho GTPase-activating protein gacZ-like. Gene Ontology annotation, biological process: protein transport. Bases 138 to 2924 code for a protein of 928 amino acids. NCBI's taxonomy places the organism in Eukaryota, Viridiplantae, Streptophyta, Magnoliopsida, Asterales, Asteraceae. The transcript is spliced from 7 exons. The record is from RefSeq and is a predicted model, not a curated record.